Nothoprocta perdicaria is the source of this 2364-nucleotide messenger RNA. RefSeq names its product adenosine deaminase, tRNA specific 1 (gene ADAT1). The transcript has 9 exons. Lineage: Eukaryota; Metazoa; Chordata; Aves; Tinamiformes; Tinamidae. Gene Ontology annotation, biological process: RNA processing. The coding region runs from base 300 to 1814 and encodes 504 amino acids. Gene Ontology annotation, molecular function: adenosine deaminase activity; RNA binding. The record is from RefSeq and is a predicted model, not a curated record.
CCUGGGCACCUUUCACGGUGGGGCUGUGCGAGCCCGGGGGAGCGGAACGAGUCCGUAUGCUGCUGGGCUGUGUGACCUCUAGCAUUAUCACUUCUAGUGAUUCGGGAAAAAAACAAUGCAUUUCUAGUUUAUGACAGUUUUUAUGCCACUAUUAUCAGGAUUAUUUGUAAGUGGGCCUUAGACUUGGGAUCUGGUGUGGGUGUGCAUCCCGCAGAAGCAGGCUGUGGGGCCUGGAGAGGUGGGAAAUGCUGCUCUGACCGUAAGGCACUAGCGUUCAGAACGUACCCGGCACCAAGGCGAUGUGGUCGGCAGAUGAGAUCGCUCAGCUCUGUUACACACACUAUAGCUCCGUGCUCCCGAAGCAGGGGAAGCCAGACCCAAACAGGGAGUGGACUUCCCUGGCAGCCGUUGUCAAAGUGGAGCCAGCAGUGUGCAGAGAGGAUAACGCUAGUCCAGAAAGCUCACAGGUAAACAAGGAAGUUGUUGCUAUGGGGACUGGAACAAAAUGUAUCGGUGAAAACAAAAUGAGAAAAACAGGGGACAUUCUGAAUGACAGUCAUGCUGAAGUUGUGGCCAAGAGGAGCUUCCAGAGGUAUCUUCUCCAUCAGAUGCAGCUGGCAGUUUCCUACCAGCAAGGCAGUAUCUUCAUUCCGGGAACGAAAACUGGAAAAUGGAAACUCAAGCCAAAUAUCGUAUUUAUUUUCUUUUCCAGUCAUACCCCAUGUGGAGAUGCCUCUAUUAUUCCAAUGAGCGAGCCAGAGAGCCAGCUUUCUAAGCCAGUGGUUGCAGAAAAUGCAGAUUUGCCAUCAGCAAAGCGUUGUAGAAACUAUGAGUAUUCGGAUCCAGAAGAUAAAAGGAAAUUAGAGGAAAUGGCAAGUAAUCCUGUAACCAAGAAAAUAAAAACCAUUAAUGAUAGUUGUUUUCCUAUGAUCACCGAAGACCUAGCUGUUCAGCAAGUACCUGGGAAGCAAGCAAGCUUAGAAGACACCAAUCUAAAGAGCCUUGAAUUUUCUGCAGAGGUGCAAAGAACCAAUAAAGAUGCUGGCCUAGGCAGAGCCAACGUAGUCGAUAUUUAUAGAACUGGAGCAAAGUGUGUACCUGGAGUGUUAGGUGAUGUCCGAAAACCUGGAAUAGCGUAUCACUGUGUGGGAUUAUUGCGAGUGAAGCCAGGUCGUGGGGACAGAACAUGCUCCAUGUCCUGCAGUGAUAAAAUAGCUCGCUGGAAUGUACUAGGAUGUCAAGGAGCUCUUCUGAUGCAUUUCUUGCAGUAUCCAGUGUAUCUGUCAGCAAUUGUAGUGGGGAAGUGUCCAUAUAGCCAAGAAGCUAUGCGAAGAGCAAUUAUUGAAAGGUGUCAGCAGAUCUCAUUUUUACCAGAUGGCUUCUUCACUCAGGAGGUUAGACUACUGCAGUCAAAUCUUCAAUUUGAACAUAGUCGCCAGGCAAUCCAGGAAGUUCGAACUAACAGCAAAACAAAACUUGUUCCCUGUGGUGCAGCUAUCAGUUGGAGUUCAGUCCCCGAGCAACCUCUGGAUGUCACCUCAAAUGGCUUCCGUCAGGGAACAACAAAGAAGGGGAUCGGCAGCCAUCAGAGCAGAUCCAAGAUCUGUAAAGUAGAACUCUUCCAUACAUUCCAAAAGCUGGUGACAAGUAUUUCACAGGAUAUUCUUCCAGACACUCUCAGGAUGAAGACUCUUGAAACCUAUUGUGACUAUAAAGAAGCUUCAUUAAAUUAUCAAGAAGCCUGGGAAGUACUGCGUAGCCAAGCCCUGCAGGGCUGGGUCAAGAAUGCCAAGGAAUACCUGCACUUCUCAUGAAAAUAUAUAAGCCCUGGUACGCAGUAGAUACCUCUGCAUUUCAAAAGGCAGGAAAAUAUGUGCUCUAGUUUCUGUGUCUCAGAGAGAUGUGAGCGAAAAGAAAAUCUGUUGAAAAGUCCUUAUUUAUUUGAAGCCCCCUUUUCAUCAUUGUAGACUUAAAAUUCUGACCUACAUAAGGCAAUAUAUCACCAGUGGAAAGGAAGCUGUGAUGUGCCACCCUCUCAUACAUCUGUACUACAUCUGUAGUCUACUGUAAUGGGAGUAAAAGUAACUGAAAUUGCUGUGGAAGAAAGGCUGUCAUUGUAAAACUCUAAUGCUAUUUAUUUCUCCCCCUCUUCCUACUUCUGUGGUUGGUUUUGUGUUGCUGGAACAACCCUAAUCUAUGGUAAGUUUUACUUCUGUAUCUCUUGGCUCUCUUGCUUGGUGCCUGGAAAAAACAUUGUUCCCCCUAGUCCCAUUGCACCUAAGUGGAAGUAUUAGCUCUGUUGAAAGAUAUUUUUUCUUCUUCAUGUAAAUGUCUAUUUCUACAAAUAGCUAGUGAAGCAAAAGA